Messenger RNA from Verruconis gallopava, 1066 nucleotides. RefSeq lists its product as uncharacterized. The record is from RefSeq and is a predicted model, not a curated record. Bases 69 to 911 code for a protein of 280 amino acids. Lineage: Eukaryota; Fungi; Ascomycota; Dothideomycetes; Venturiales; Sympoventuriaceae. The transcript is spliced from 2 exons.
CAUUUCCAUAAUUCAAGUAGUUGUUUUCCUUUUUCUCUUUUCUUUUUUUCUCUUUUUCGUUCGCAGCGAUGUCGCGACCUCUCCUCCGAUUCACUGCGCUGCUGGCAGCGCUGCCCUCGGCUUUUGCGCAGUCGUUGACGCAGAUCAGUAUGAGUACCGGAGCUGCUGUAGUGGCAGCAGAAUCAACUUCGACAACAUCACAGACAGCAUCUGCCAAGCCGGGGACGACGUUUUCAAUGCUGGUCACAGGUGUAGGGUCCAACGCAACGACAAGCUCGAGUGCCGCAGUAUCAUCCGCUACGAGCGCUGCUGGUACAACAAAGACCUGGGUCAUCAGCGUAGGAAGCGCAAACGGCUCGCUGAUCUAUUCGCCGGACACAAUCACCGGUGCACAGGUGGGAGAUCAGCUGCAGUUCCAGUUCUACCCGAACAACCACACGGCUACUAUGGGAGACUACAACAAUGCUUGCCAGCCCGCUCAGAAUAGCUCGAACGCGUUCUUCUCGGGCUUCAUGCCAACCACGGAGCUGGGCAAACUCACGUUCACUGUAACGGUCAAGGACACUAACCCAAUCUGGAUCUACUGCUCGCAAGGCAGGCAUUGUCAAGAAGGCAUGGUCGCAGUCGUCAACCCUCCGGCAACUGGUCAGACGCUUGCAGACUACAAACAACGAGCAGCGGUAGCUGCAAAGAACGUGGCACCCUCGUCUGCGACAGGAGGUCAAGCCGCUUCUGGAGCAUCUACGACUGGUGCAACUACGACCGGUGCUGCUACAGCGGGAACAGCUAGCACUACCUCGUCUACGUCAAGCGCAGCUGUAGCAACGAAGUCAAAUACGGCGUCGUCAGCCUUCAAGGCGAGUUCAUUUGGCCUAGCUGGGGUCGCAGCGAUUGCCGUGCUUCUCCUGUAGUCUUCCAAUUCACGACAACCGUGUCUUAUUAACGAAGUUGAUGCUUUGGCCCUUUACGAAUGUACAUUAGUUGAUUUCCAAAAGCUAUCGGCACAAAGGAGUACAUUCGCCAAAUUAUGAUAUCCCUGUCUGCAUUGUAGUAAGAUCAACCUAAC